Molecule: messenger RNA, 2432 nt
Organism: Oryzias latipes (Japanese medaka)
Lineage: Eukaryota; Metazoa; Chordata; Actinopteri; Beloniformes; Adrianichthyidae
Product: GTPase IMAP family member 8-like
Molecular function (GO): GTP binding
Source: RefSeq, a predicted model, not a curated record
AGACAGGAAUAUCUUGUAUUUAUGAGACUGGACUGAACUAUGAGGAAGUUAUUUGCUGUGCUUGUGGAAUGCACUUCCUUCAAGCCUCAAAAAAAGAUGCAACCAGGACGUUGUUUCCUUCUUAUAGUUUUGGUAAAAGCUAGGACAUCCACUUGAAUCUUUCCACUUCCACGGAGUAGGACCUGCAGCAAAAAUGUCCCAGAAUGAUGUAGCUGGCACAAACCCCAUAAUGGUGGUUAUUUCUGAGGUGGACGAGUGGUCUUCUCUAAAAUCUCUGCUCCAGACAAGCUGCCAGAAUGAAGGUCAUCAGGUCACCUGCAGCUCUCUGGGGCCUAAGCAAGUCUGCAAUGUGACACUGGAGGAACAGAUGAUCAGUCUGCACUACGCAGAUUUAAAAGAAGACAUGUCAGAGGAAAGCCUCUGUCAGGCAGUGGAGACCUGCAUCAAACCCUGCACCAAUGGAAUCAGCUCGUUUCUGCUGUUAAUCCAAGGCGGAUGCUACACCAAGAAGGAAAGAAGGCUGCUGGAGAUCCUGCAGGCGCACCUGGGAGCUCAGAUUUUAAAGUACCUGGUGAUUCUGUCAGCAGAGGAUGAAGAAGUAGUGAACACGCUGGAUGACGGCCUGCUGGAUUUGAUCAACGAGUGUGACGGCCGAUACUGCCGCAUCACAUCAUCAAGUGUGACCGGAGGUCUGCACGCUUUAGUAGAGAUGGUCAACAACGCACUGAGUGAAAGCGGUGGGGGCUACACUGAAGCCAUGCUGGCUGAGGCAAAAAGACGCUGCACAGAGGACCUGGCCAUGCAGUUGCUCAAACAAAAAGUGGAGGAGGCAGAAAGCAGAGAGCAGGCCUUCAGAGAGAAGGUUCAGAUGCAGGAGAAUCGCCGAGCCAAAGAGACGGAGGAGCUAAAGGCGAAGCAUGCAGAGGAACGGAAGAAGGAAGCAGCUGAAAGGAAGAAAUAUGAGGAAAAGAGAGAGGGUCUUCAGGAGGCGGUGAUCAGCCACAGAACCUCACUGCAGCUCCAAAUGAGCACCCCAAGUGAUGAUGACUCAAAGGCAGCGUCUGUCGUCCUGUUGGGCCUCUCUGGCAGUGGGAAGUCAUCUGCUCUGAAUCUGAUUCUGAGCAGAGCAGGUAACCAGUACUCACUCAACGGGUCCACUCAUGAACAAACCCAUCCCACCCUGUCCUGUGAGAAGAAGGUUGUGUUUGCAGCAGGCAAGCCGCUCAUCCUGGUGGACACCCCUGAGCUGUGGGAUGAAGAUGGAGUGGAAAAUCUUGGGUUGCUGCAUGAUUGCCUGGCUUUGGCUUUACCUGGACCUCAUGUCUUCCUGCUGGUGCUGCAGGUCGGAGGUUUCACCCAGGGAGAGUACAACAUGCUUGGAUACAUGCAGAAGAUCUUUGGACGAGAGGUUGCAGAACAUUCCGUCAUCCUGUUCAUUUAUUCUGAUGAAAAUCAGUUCAAACCUCUGCGAGUCGACGACUAUGUUGCCGAAGCUCACACAAGCCUGCAGGAUCUCAUCAGGAAAUGUGGGAGUCGGUUCUACGGGCUGAACAUAAGCAACAAGCGCAGUGCUUUGAGCUAUCCGCAGGUCAGAGAGCUGCUUCAGGGAAUCCACAAGCUGGUUGCGUCACACGGAGGGCGGCCUUUCGCCAUGAAGAGAUUUUCUCCUCAGGAGCUUCAGGAAAGAAACAAAGUGCUUGUGGACAAGAGAGAAGACAUGUUGGAAUUGAACCACUUAUUGAGAAGGGAAUAGUUUCCCAUUGAAUUUCUAUAGAAGGCUUCUCAUCAGAACACAAGUUGGAUUUACAGAAAAAUUUGCCUCAUUUAAGUGCUGUGAUAUCUUAUUUGGACUUGAAGAUUAGGACUAAAGAUGUUAAGUGAGACUCAUUGUAAUACCUUUUUUGUCCGUACUGGGUGACACAGAGUUGUAGUACUUGCAGUCUUGACUUACAGUAAGAACAAAUCUCAGCUGGGACAUUUCUGUGUGGGUUUUCUUUGGCUUCCACUCGCAGUCCAAAAACCUGCUACAAAGGUCAAUUGGUGGAUCUAAAGUGCCACUAGGGUUGAAUGUGUUUGUGUGUGUGCUGUGUGGCCUUGGGAAUGACUGGCAACUGGUCCAGUGUGAAUCCCACUUUCAGCCAACAGUUGUGGGGGGUCCAACAGUUGCCGGGACGGGCUCCAGCAUCCCCAUGCGGGUUCUGAGGAUAGAUGGAUCUGAAACAUUAUGGCUGAUUAACGCGAUUAAAGAGGUGUUCCGAUCCUUUCUCAUGUUGGUUUAGAAAAGAGCUGCCUGAAACGGGAAUUGAACUCACAUCAAUGCACACAUCAAUGGAAACAUUUUGGGGUUUGUUUCAUGACUCUGCCAUCAUUUCUCAUGACCUAACAUGUAUAUUUCCUGACACAAUAAAUACUUUUACUUAGUGGAAAACUCU